AUGGGUGAUGCUCUAGCCCAAAUGGCAACUACCAAGAACUCUAAGCCCCUGGAGCGCUUGGGUUUUUCUAACAAAUCAAUAAAUACAAGCCCUCAAAAUGAAGCUUCAUCAUCAAACUUGGCAUCCUCUGGCACCCGAGUGCAGCUUUCUGAACAAGACUUGAAAACAAUUCCUAGGUUAACUGUUAUCAGAGACAGAAUUAAAGCAGACUUGGAAGCAAACGCAAUAUCUACCGAUCAAAUGUCCGCAAUUGAUCAAGUCAAAACACUUGUUUCAUUUAAAAAAGACCGACUCAAACAGAGUAUUAAAUCAGUUCCAUCACAAUGUGAGGACACUGAAAUCAAACCAUCAGACCUCCAUAACGACCAAACGAAGAUUCGUUUGCAGCUGAGGCAAUACUUGUUUGAUACUUUGAAAGAAAUGAACAAUGAUCCAUCAAUACAACUGACAGAUAUAGAGUUUGAUCAGUUGAAACAAGAUAUGGCAAUCUUGUUGACUCUAUUACGAAAUGGUACUCUUCCAGAGAACCUAUUAAUCACAUUAACCACCACCAUGUAUAACGUACAAAAGGGAAGUUUCCAGCAGGCGACAUCCUCAUAUCUUCAGCUCAGCAUUGGAAAUGUCGCUUGGCCUAUGGGUGUAAAGGCUACAAACAUUCAUUCUAGAAAAGGAGACGAUAAAAUUACUAAAGGUUCAGCCAACAUUUCCAAAAAUGAUGGAACAGAACGUUGGCUACUGGCGUUGAAAAGAGUCAUUACCUACAAGGAAAAAAAAACAGUCUAA
Messenger RNA from Komagataella phaffii GS115, 783 nucleotides. RefSeq names its product Splicing factor. Gene Ontology annotation, biological process: generation of catalytic spliceosome for second transesterification step; RNA splicing. The record is from RefSeq and is a predicted model, not a curated record. The transcript has a single exon. Lineage: Eukaryota; Fungi; Ascomycota; Pichiomycetes; Pichiales; Pichiaceae. The coding region runs from base 1 to 783 and encodes 260 amino acids. Gene Ontology annotation, cellular component: U2-type post-spliceosomal complex; U4/U6 x U5 tri-snRNP complex; U5 snRNP.